AUGGGUAACUUGGACCCAAUUCGGCUCAGUAAAAAGGUGUAUCAGUGCUACGGCGGCUCUCUGCUCGAGCUGUGGAAGCUGUGGUCUGCCUCGUGCCUCACGUCAGCACUGCUGCUCCUGACGUCCGUGGGACCUGUCAGCACAGGGGACGUCAGCGGGGACGGCAGAGUGGGCGUCAGCGGGGACGAUAUCAAAAACUACGGCUUGAGCAAGAGAAUGGACAGCAGUGUGGACGACAAAGUGGACGAAAGAGUGGACGACAGAGUGGACGGCAGAGUGGACGAAAAAGGGGACGAAAAAGUGGACGGCAGAGUGGACGACAAAGUGGACGAAAGAGUGGACGACAGAGUGGACGGCAGAGUGGACGACAAAGUGGACGAAAGAGUGGACGACAGAGUGGACGGCAGAGUGGACGACGCGGCAAAUGGCGAGGACGACGGACAAGACAGCGACGACGUGCUGGUGUUGGAGAUGAGGAGAGAGCGGCUGCUGUGGGCACAAUAUACGACCAGCACCCGCAAUGCUCUCCUGGUCAUCACCUCCAGCACCUUGUACACCUGCCUGUCAGUUUCGACGGCGGCAGCUUGCACGGGUCGCCGCCAGCGGCUCAUGACCGCAAAUCUGGUCACAAAACUGCCUUCGCUGGACGACGUCGGUGGAGUUAGGGUGAAAAGGCAACUCGAUGAGAAAAGAAAUGUUGGUAGUACAAUCCAGCCUCUCGAUUCAUCCAAAUCUAAUAGUCUAACCCAAGUUUUUGUUUCAAACGAAAUUUACGCUCCAAAUCGAGUUAAUGGCUCAAACGAAGCAAAAGGUUUAACGCAACUUGACGACUCAGCCCACGAAGAGGGUUCAACCAAAGUUGAGGAUGACACAAAACUUGAAAACUCAGCAACUUUCCCUCGUCAGUCAAGUUCCAGUCCAAUAUCGGCAAACUUGGUUGCGCUCGACAGUUCGCUCAGAGAAACCCAGGACCUGGUUGCAGAUCCUGCCACCGGUAGUAGAAGUGGCAAGAGCAUCCUGACGGUGUGGUCAACCGUGUCGUCAACCAAGACCGUCACCACCUAUCUCACCAACACCUUCACCACUGUCAGCCUCAACGCCUUGUGCACGGUGGCUGGCAUCACCAUUCCUGCGUGUGGCUAAUCGUCCUUUCGUGCGGUUUGAUAAUUCCACAUGUUGCUAGAUCAUUUCCACGGUAGGAUUAAUCAUUUUAAAGUGUAGCUUAAUCCUUUCCAUGUGUAGCAAAAUUAUUUAUACUCGUACAUGUAGCUAAAUAGCUUACACGUAUGACUAAAUCAUUUCCACUAGCAGCUUAAUCUUAUCUGAGCGCAGUAAAUCUUUUUGCAUGUGAAUAAAUCAUUUAUAUGUGUGGCUAAAUUCUUUUAAUGUACUGAUUAAUCAUUUCUACCUGUGGCCCGAUCAUUCAAACGUGCGAUCAAAUAAUUCAUGCGUGUAGGAAGUUACCUCGUCAAACUGGCAGUGGCACGUGUGUGCGAUUUUGUUUCUUUUAA
This is a messenger RNA of Hyalella azteca, 1511 nucleotides long. RefSeq lists its product as uncharacterized. The record is from RefSeq and is a predicted model, not a curated record. The transcript is spliced from 4 exons. The coding region runs from base 1 to 1143 and encodes 380 amino acids. NCBI's taxonomy places the organism in Eukaryota, Metazoa, Arthropoda, Malacostraca, Amphipoda, Hyalellidae.